CAAUAGUGAGGGAGAAACGACGAGCAACGCUGCAUAACAAUUAUCGAUUCGUUGAGUGUGGAGGUUCAGUGACGUCAUUGUCCUCUACUAGGGCACCCCCGAACUGUGCGCGCUCACUGUCUCACUGUGUACAGUUGCCCCAAUCUCCGUCAUUUUCUCUUUCAUAGCACUCUAGAUGUCGUCUCCUGCACCCUUCCAUCUACUCAAACUUCCAACUGUUGUUCUCUCUGACGUAUUGGAUUAUUUGAAAAUAAGUGAUAUAUUCAUACUUCGCGCAACAUCUCGAAAAACUACAUGUGCUGUCAAACAAUCUAUUGGACACGCGAAUAAGCGCCAGAGUGAGGAUCGACGCUUUUUUGAAUUGAAUAUUUAUGCAUGCCAAGAUUACUUUGAAAUAAUCUUUUCGAAGUUGACAGCGCACAUUAAUUUAUAUAAGGGUAGUGAUGUUAAUCGAGUAUUGGAAACAAUUUCGGACUUUCUAGAGAACCUAAGAGUAUGCAUAAACAUUGAUAUAAGCGAUCUUUACAACGAGGGGGAUAUUAAGAGAUUAGUUGCAUUUAUUGUAAGAAAAAAAAUAUCUGUUAAUAACUUGAAGUUUGAAGGAAAAAACAUUUCGAAUAAAUUGUUUCGGGGUUUGUUUAAAAGUAAAGCGACUCGUUUGACAGUGAGGAGGACGGCACAUAAUAUUCAAUUGCAUGAUAUUGAUUUGAUGGUACAUUGUACGAGUGUGACAUUGAGUGGGAUUAAUUUGGACAGUGAUCACUUAAACGUACUCGUCAAGAAAUGGAAGGAAAACAGCAGUCUGGAAUACUUUGUUGCGGGACAAAUGGAAUCGCCUCUUGAAAAAUCUGUCAUUCUUGAAGGGACAAACUCUAGACAACGAUCUGAGGAUACUCGGCUUUAUAGAUAUGAGAAUUACGAAUUUCUCACAACAUGCAACAAUGGAAAGGUAUCUGACUUAACAAUUUUUGAGAAUUGCUUCUUCCUCUUCGUUUUCGGUGAUUUUAUCACAACUUAAUUUUGAUUGCUGAUCAUUUAUAAAAUAAUCUACUUUGUACUCCAAUAAAGCUUGUAUUUGUUUUUAAAAUA
Messenger RNA from Caenorhabditis elegans, 1089 nucleotides. It is a transcript of the gene Y46G5A.7, whose product is annotated as F-box domain-containing protein. Lineage: Eukaryota; Metazoa; Nematoda; Chromadorea; Rhabditida; Rhabditidae. The transcript is spliced from 3 exons. Bases 176 to 1018 code for a protein of 280 amino acids. The record is from RefSeq and is marked reviewed.